Messenger RNA from Corticium candelabrum, 1142 nucleotides. Its product is annotated as protein YIF1B-B-like. The transcript has 8 exons. The record is from RefSeq and is a predicted model, not a curated record. Lineage: Eukaryota; Metazoa; Porifera; Homoscleromorpha; Homosclerophorida; Plakinidae. Gene Ontology annotation, cellular component: endoplasmic reticulum-Golgi intermediate compartment; COPII-coated ER to Golgi transport vesicle; endoplasmic reticulum membrane. Gene Ontology annotation, biological process: endoplasmic reticulum to Golgi vesicle-mediated transport. The coding region runs from base 32 to 976 and encodes 314 amino acids.
AACUAACGUGCGUUAGAAAAAAGCAAUAAGUAUGGAUCACGGUUCUUCAAUCCAUCAACGUCCUACGACGUCCUACAAUCCUUACAAUCAACCAUCUGGUCUUUACAAUCAGCCACAUAAUCCUUAUGGGCAGCAUGCUGUUGAUGGUGGCUAUCCUAACCCACAGUUGUUUGAAGACACGAGCGGACAUGGAGGCGUCCCUUUUCCUCCUGGAAAUCAAAUGUUUGCUGAUCCGAUGGCGUCUGUUGCUGUGCAGUAUGGAAGUCAUCUGGCUGGAGUUGGGAGAGAGAUGGUAGAUCAGAAGGUAUCUCAGUUUAUAUCAACAUCCAAAUUGAAAUAUUAUUUUGCUGUUGACACGCCUUACGUUCUUAAGAAAUUGGGACUUCUUCUCUUCCCAUUUCAUCACACAAACUGGGCAGUUCGAUACAACAAAUCAGAGCCCAUUGUUCCAAGGUACGAGAUCAAUGCUCCUGAUCUCUACGUUCCAGUCAUGGCUUUUGUGACAUACAUUCUUGUUGUGGGACUCGCUCUUGGCAUGCAGAACAGAUUUUCACCUGAGCAAUUGGGUAUUGCUGCAACGUCUGCUUUUGUGUGGUUGUUCCUUGAGAUCGGAGUCAUUGUUUUUGCUCUCUAUCUUUUCCACGUCACCACAGAUCUCCUGACGUUGGAUCUUAUUGCAUUUUGUGGCUACAAAUACGUCCACAUGAUUGUCACUCUUCUUGGUGGCAUUUUGUUUGGAUCUUAUGGUUACUAUGGUUUUCUCAUAUGGACAAGUCUGAGCAUAUCGUACUUUCUGGUUAGAACUCUGCGUCGUAGUGUUCUACCUGCAACUGGAGACGAUGGCAUCGCUCAUGCAAGCAAACGUCGUAACUGGCUUUUACUUUCAAUUACACUGAUGCAGCCAUUCUUUGUGUGGUGGCUUACUAGUCAUGUACUGACGCACCAAACGAGUAUAAAUUCAUACUUUACGUUGUGAAUCUCACAUUAACAUGUGGUGAUUGACAUAUGUUGCUUGCCAUACAAACGUAUUAAGGGAUUCUUUGCCUGAGCUUCUAGAUUGCUAGUAUUAAUUAUUCCGUGAUAGUUAAAUGGAUUGGAUGCUGGAUAACGAGAUGUGAAUGGAAUGAUGUCUGUUUGAUGAC